AUGUCUCAAGACGCGCUAAGCAAGUUCGCGAAGAUCAAGGGCUUCAAUGAGCGGCUUCAGGGACUGACGGAUCGCCACGAUGUGUACCCAGGAGUUGACCCUCAGCUUGCCUUCCGAGAUAGGACCUUCUCCGGGAAAGUUGUGCUCAUCACAGGCGCUUCUCGAGGUAUAGGCGCUGUCAUAGCGACAUUCUAUGCACGCGCGGGAGCAAAACUCGCCCUUGUCGCGCGUACCGCCUCCAAGCUCGACGCUGUGAAGGCACAGAUCGUAUCAGAAGAAACGACUGCCGAGAUUGUCACGUUCGCAGUUGAUGUGAAAGAUACGCAUGCUGCUGCCAAGGCUGUUCAAGACACGGUCGAGCGGUUUGGGAGGAUCGACGUGGUGGUCGCAAAUGCUGGCGUCGGCCUUCCUCAUGAUGGCACCCCGAUCGGCAAGCGCGAUGUUCGGCAGUGGUGGAAUACGAUGGAAGUGAACGUGCUGGGGACGUUGAACUUUGUCAGCCCUGCCCUCGAACACCUUCGGAAGACGAGUGGCUACGUGGUUGCUCUGAGUUCCAUUGGUGCUCAGCUGCGUAACAUCGGAUCUUCUGACUCAGGUAUCAGCAAGCUCGCGUUGAACCGCCUUGCUGAGUUCAUAGCGCUCGAAUACAAGGAAGUGCACGCAUUCGCAGUGAAUCCCGGAGCUAUUUGGACCGACUUGAACAAGGACUCUGGCGCUUGGAAGGACAUCUUCAUCGACACGCCCGAGCUGGCGAGUGCCACGAUCCUGGCACUGACUUCCGGGAAGUACGAUUGGUUGAGCGGGCGGUUCGUGGACGCGACCUUGGAUCUCGGCGAGGUCGAAGGGCUCCGGGAGGAGAUACUCAGCAAGGAUGCAUUAGUUGCAAAGCUUUCACUUCCUUGA
This is a messenger RNA of Peniophora sp. CBMAI 1063, 903 nucleotides long. NCBI's taxonomy places the organism in Eukaryota, Fungi, Basidiomycota, Agaricomycetes, Russulales, Peniophoraceae. The record is from the annotation of a GenBank genome assembly.